AUGAUUUGUGACGAUGCGGACCGCACUGUAGCGCUAACGACAACGGGACGAGGGAACCCCUUCGAUAUUGAGGAAGUCCGCAACAUCGACGAGGACGCCAACCACGACAUCUCCAACGUAUUCUACGCUGCACAGCCGCCCUCCGCCCUUGCGGUUAACACCAAAGCGCAAAAGCCAAACACCGCCGCUGUGGGCGCGUGUCUGGCCGUCGACACCAUCUUUCGCUUCCACACCGAUUGGACGAUACCCUUCACACCUUUCGGAAUAGCCCUCCCAUCCUUCGGAUCUUCUACAUACAAGUCCCCAGAAAUGGCGAUGCAAUUCGUGCUACACGCCCCUCUCCUCCUAACGCCAUUCAAAGUCCCCCGAGAAGCUCGCGUUGUCGAACCUGAAGACUGGUAUUGGAAAUCCCCGAUGAUGGAGACUAGUGGAGGUUGCUGGGAGGCUCGUUUGGGAGGCGCAUAA
Molecule: messenger RNA, 465 nt
Organism: Laccaria bicolor S238N-H82
Lineage: Eukaryota; Fungi; Basidiomycota; Agaricomycetes; Agaricales; Hydnangiaceae
Exons: 3
Coding region: 1-465 (154 amino acids)
Source: RefSeq, a predicted model, not a curated record